UGCGGUGAUGUGUUUAGCGUAGAUCAUUCACAGCAGCACUUCCCCGCCAUGAAAGCGCUAUAAAGUGUGGGGGACACGGCACCUGCACUUGUCAGUACUCCGCACUUUUAACGGGUUACAUCACCAGUGCUUCACCCGCCAACCUUGUUGUUUCGGAUCACCAUCGGUUAUUGUUUUUUUCUCCUCGUUUUCUAAUUCUUUUGUGUUUGAAACUUGAAGCAAUGGCCCGAAAGAUAAUACCAAUAGAUGGUCCAGGAAACCCGCCCAUCGGAGGACCGCCCGGACGACACCAAGUUCCGAAUGUCAAGCCAUGGAAGCUGCCUCGACAAAAGACAUAUGUUUUCACAAACGCGAAUAUUGUAGACACUGAGAAUGGAGCCAUCAUCGAAAAUCAGGACCUCCAUACUGCUGACGGCAUUAUCACUGCCAUUGGAAAAGACUUGCCCGUCUGGGCUAAAGACACCAUUGUCGACUUGAAGGGUCGUUAUAUAUGCCCGGGCCUCAUCGACUGCCACGUUCACUUGACAGCUGUUGCGGGCGAGGCAGGUCUAGGUUCGCAGCUUUCAGAGUCCGACGUUGCUGUUUCGUACUUUCGACAGCCCUUCCUCUGCAAUCAGAUUCUAAGUCGAGGCUUCACGACAGUUCGGGAUACCGGUGGUGCAACGCUAGCACUUAAAGAGGCCAUCGCAGACGACGUAUUCCCCGGACCACGGCUCUUCAUUGCUAAUAAAGCCCUUUCGCAGACUGGUGGACACGGUGAUGAUCGUGGCCAGCACGACAACUCGAAAUGCUGCGGCGGGUCUGGCAGCUUGUCUACGGUUGUUGAUGGCGUUCCAGCUUGUCUGACCCAAGCAAGAGAACAGAUGCGCACCGGGGCCGACUUCAUCAAGAUUAUGGUGGGCGGCGGCGUUGCCUCUCCUGCCGAUAAGCUGGAAAAUACACAGUUCACUGCAGAUGAGAUCCGCGCCAUCGUAGACGUCGCAGAGAGCUAUGGCACAUAUGUAACGGCACACGCUUAUACGCCAAAGGCGAUUAGACACGCUGUGGAUAAUGGCGUGAAGGGUAUUGAGCACGGCAACCUGAUAGAUGCAGACACUGCCAAGUACCUCGCUGAGAAGAACAUAUCGCUCACCCCGACCUUAGUUACCUACCAGGCCAUGGGCGAAGACAAGUAUAGAGAUUUUCUGCCACCUGCCAAUCAGGACAAGAAUCAACAGGUGCUGCAACGAGGGCUGGUUUCUUUGAAACUUGCCCAUGAUGCGGGUGUCACUCUCUGUCAUGGUUCUGAUUUGCUUGGGCCAUUACAUGAAGAGCAGAGCCGUGAAUUUGGUAUCCGCUCCCAAGUGCUUAGCAACAAGGUUGUACUUCAGGGUGCUACGGUCAACGCAGCGCGAAUGCUUCGACAAGACAAGUUUUUGGGACAGGUCAAGGUGGACUUUGCAGCAGAUCUGCUGAUCUUAGAUAAGAAUCCUUUGGAAGAUGUUUCCAUUUUCGACGAUCCAAGAAGCAACGUACUAGCUGUCUUGAAGAAUGGCAGAGUGUACAAGAGUCGAUGGGGAGGGUUGAAGGAGGACAUUGACCGACGAGAUGACGUUGCUCGGUAGUUAAGAAGGAUGUACCAAGAGACUGCGCAAAUAGUAAGAUUACGAAUGCAUUAUUUCGGCCGCUGGUUUGUGAAAAAGUUCUUUUGCUCUUAUAAUUUUCACAAAGAAUUUCUGCCUUAAUAUAG
[Torrubiella] hemipterigena is the source of this 1729-nucleotide messenger RNA. NCBI's taxonomy places the organism in Eukaryota, Fungi, Ascomycota, Sordariomycetes, Hypocreales, Clavicipitaceae. The record is from the annotation of a GenBank genome assembly.